GUUUUAAACAUCGACUUCUGGUUGAGCAGUGAAAUAGAUGGCAAUGUAGAUAGAAGCUCCGCUAGACUAAUAAUAAUAAUAAUAAUAACAGCUCCAACUAACAACAAACCAAAUUCAAAAUUUUACUCAAACAAGGAAUGAAAAGGGGCAGACAGCAGAGUAGCCGAAGGAAUCUGAAAACACAGAAGAGUGAGCCUAAACUCGUAAUGGAAACAAACGCGGAUGCCAAAGAUGGCAGAGGGACAAGAGCCCCACAGCAGACGCUACAUAAAUAUUUAGCAGAUAUCACUAAAGAGAGAAGGAAACUUAUGAAAAACGACCCAGUGGUUUUCAAAGUAGAACUCAACACUAACUUCAGACAGGAAUUUGCCAAUUUCAUGGUAUAUGUUAAAGAGAAACUACAAGUAAGCCGUGACUACAAGAAGACAAAAAAAAACUUCAGCAAUGCUCAGGCACGUAUUGAGGAGCUUGAGACAUUUAACAUGGAAGCUAAAGAAGCGCUGUUGGCAGUGCUUCGAGAACAGAAGAAGUUACAAGAAAAGGUAACCGACUUGCAAGGUAGCUCUCGUAGAAAUAAUGUGAGAACAUUUGGGGUCUUGGAGGGCACGCUUUAUUGAGGAACUACUACAUAGGGAACUAAUAUUACCUGAGGGGAUCAGCCUACUGAUGCAACGGGCACACCGAGUGAAUACAAGGAGACCAGACCUGACCCACGAUCCAUAAUUGUCAACUUUCUGAGAGAUGAUUCUGAAAAAGGCAUAGCAGAAAUGGAUUAAACUAAAUAACACAACCAUAUUCUUUGAUUACGACUACCCAGUGUAGGUGGUACAGAAAAGCAAAGCUUACACCAAAAUUAAAGAUAUCUUGGAGGCUAAAGGCAUCAGGUUUCAGACUUGCAGCUUAUCAGAAUACACUGGAGCCUGGCAACAGCAAAGCAGCAGAGAACCAGGAAAAUUGCAGGAGUUUUGGAGACCCAGUGAUACAGAAAACAACUGAGACACAGAAGGUGAAGUUGUGAAAUCUUGUUUUAAUUAAGUUUUUGUUACAAGUAAGUAAACUGGAGUUAUGGCCACGGCUCUCCUUCUAACAUUGCUGUUGUAUUCAGUAUAUGUUGCCACUGUUUUAUAAGUACCACAAGGUGUCGCCUCCGGACCUGAAGAAACAGGAAGUGUGUUCGCUACUUCCGGGCAGAGAAGAAGAUAGCUGCAGGUGCCGGUGUCAGUUAGCUCCCAGGAAAAAUAUUGUAUGUUGGAAUUUUGGAAUUGGAUAAAAGUGCAAACUCGACAUCUUGUGUCAGUGGUUCUUAUUGCCCAAGUUACCACAUAUUUUUGGCGACGAGGUGAACUGGAGACAGCGGUGGAGUGGAACGACACAACGGCGCGGGGGACCUGAAGUUGUUCGGUGAGAGCGACAGAGAGCCGGUCGUCAGUCCAACAGUACGCGGGCAAGUACAACGAUCUGUGGGGAGCAUGGCGACGUUUGGGGCAGUCGGUGAAUAUGUGGAGGGAGACGAGGAUUGGACUGAGUACGAGGAAAGGUUGGGACACUUUUUCGAUGCUAACGGAAUAACUGAGGAGGCUAGGAAGCGCUCCAUUCUCCUGAGCGUGUGUGGAGCAAAGACUUAUAAGCUGAUAAGAAACUUAGCUACGCCACAGAAGCCAGGUGAAAUUCCAUAUGCAAACUUGGUAAAACUCGUAGGAGACCACCACAACCCGAAACCAUCGGUAAUUGUCCAGCGUUUCAAGUUCCACAGUCACUUCAGAAAGGCAGGUAAAUCAGUAGCUAACUUCGUAGCAGAGCUUCGACAGCUAUCAGAGCACUGUGAAUUUGGAGCAGUGUUAGACGACAUGCUGCGUGAUCGACUUGUAUGCGGCAUUAAUGAUGAUGCAAUUCAGCGUCGCUUGCUGAGUGAGACAUCACCAAUAUUAACUUACAAAAAGGCACUAGAGAUUUCCCAGGGCAUGGAAAUGGCUGCUAGCAAUGCCAGAGACAUACAAAAAGGGCAUACUGGAGCGCCGGUAGCAGUGCAAUAUGUAAAGAAAGACGGGCCAAAAUAUGGCAGGCCAGUUGAAUGUUUUCGGUGUGGUGGAGCUCACUAUGCAAACGAAUGCAAAUUCAAGGAUGCAGUCUGCCAUGGCUGUAAGAAAAAAGGACAUUUAGAAAAGAAGUGCAGAGGUGCUAAAAAUAAAAAUAACCCUAAAAAGGUGAAGGCAAAGCAAAAUCAGACUGCCACUCAUUACGUAGAGGAGGAAAAAGAAGAGGUUUUGUGUUCUAUUGACAUGUUUGCAGUGGAAACUGAGGAGGUACCGCCUAUGCCAUAUUAUGCCACAGUCACUGUUCAAGGAAAAGAGAUCAAGUUUGAGAUUGAUUCAGGAGCAACAGUGUCGGUCAUCAGCGAGGAGACCUACAGGAGAACAUGGAGGACCAAGCCACCGCCACUGACUCCCUCAAAGCUCAAGCUACGGACGUACACUGGCCAGCCCAUACCUCACCUAGGAGUGCUGAAGGUGAGCAUUGCAGCGAGUGAUCAGAGGGCUGAGGGGAGACUAGUGGUAGCCCAGGGUAGUGGCCCCAGUCUUUUGGGCCGGGACUGGCUCAGAAAAAUUAAGAUAAACUGGCAUGAGGUGAAGUACAUGCGCACAACAGAGGACAUUUUACAGCAGUACAGUGAGGUGUUCAGAGAUGAGCUAGGCACGUGCAAGGGGAUGACAGUUAAACUGCACAUUGACCCCAAUGCCACGCCACGUUUCUAUAAGCCCAGAGUGGUACCCUAUGCCAUGAAACAGAAAGUGGAGGAGGAGCUGGAGCGCUUACAGGCGCUGGGCGUCAUUGAGCCAGUCCAGUUCUCCAGGUGGGCAGCUCCCAUUGUCCCUGUUAUGAAACCAGACAAGACAGUGCGCAUAUGUGGGGACUAUAAACUCACCGUGAACCAGGUCUCAAAGCUGGAGGAGUAUCCGUUGCCACGGGUGGAUGACCUGUUUGCAACACUAGCAGGGGGAAAGUCAUUUACAAAAUUGGACAUGAGCCACGCUUAUCAGCAGCUGUUGUUAGAUGAGGAGUCCAAAGAGUUUGUCACCAUUAACACACACAAAGGAUUGUUUAAGUACAACCGCCUAGUGUUUGGAGUGGCGUCCAGCCCUGCCAUUUUUCAAAGGACAAUGGACAGUCUGUUGCAAGGCAUCCCACACGUAACAUGCUACCUGGACGAUCUGCUCAUAACAGGUGUUACAGAAGCUGAGCAUCUCCGGAAUCUGGAGCAGGUGCUUCAGAGGCUCUCAGAGGCCGGGCUGAGAUUGAAAAGGGAGAAAUGUGUGUUCAUGGUCCCGAGUGUUACUUACCUGGGACAUAGGAUAACAGCUGAGGGCAUCUGCCCAGUGGAAGACAAAGUGAGAGCUGUUAAAGAAGCACCGAGUCCCAAGAAUGUCACGGAACUCAGAUCAUUUCUGGGGAUGGUGAAUUACUACGGCAAAUUCCUGCAGGACCUCUCAAAGGUCUUGGCUCCGCUGUACAAACUACUGCACAAUGACACAAAGUGGCAGUGGUGUGAUGAACAAGAGAAAGCUUUCAAUAAGGUGAAAGAACUGCUCCAUUCGGCAAAACUGCUGGUGCAUUUUGAUCCAGACAAAGAGGUGACCCUCUCAUGUGAUGCCUCGCCGUACGGGGUAGGGGCAGUGCUGUCCCACGUUAUGGGAGAUGGCUCUGAGAAGCCUAUUGGCUAUGCUUCACGCACGUUGACAGCGGCAGAAAAGGGGUACUCACAGUUAGAAAAGGAAGGUCUGGCAGUCGUAUUUGCAGUUAAGCGCUUUCAUCAGUACCUCUAUGGCCGUCCUUUCACAAUCCAUACAGACCAUAAGCCACUGAUGAGUCUGUUUGGUGAGACGCGUUGCAUCCCACCCCUCGCCUCCGCCCGAAUCCAACGUUGGGCACUAAAGUUGUCAGCCUACCAAUACACCAUAGUGUACAGGGCAGGAAAGGACAAUGCGAAUGCGGACGCUCUCAGUCGCCUGCCAUUGCCCGAGACACCAGUCACGACUUGCGUGCCUCCAGAGACUAUUUUUUUAUUAGAGAAGUUGUCGGAAACACCAGUGACUGCAGUGCAGAUCAAGCAGUGGACCGAGCGAGACCCUGUAAUGGCCAAGGUAAAAACUUACCUGCUACAAGGCUGGCCCGUAGUGGUAGAAAGUGAGGAGUUGAGGCCUUAUGUAAAAAGGAAAAAUGAACUGAGCUUACAAGAUGGUUGCAUUUUCUGGGGGACAAGGGUGGUCGUACCUCCCCCAGGCCGCUCACAGAUCAUGGAGGAAGUGCACGAGGCACAUCCAGGGGUGUCUAGGAUGAAAAGUCUGGCAAGAUCCUAUGUCUGGUGGCCAAGAAUGGAUUUAGACCUGGAAAACAAGGUAAAAUCAUGCAUACAAUGCCAAGCCAAUCAGAAAAUGUCGCCACCAGCUCCAUUUAAGAAAAGCAGCACCUAG
Cynoglossus semilaevis (tongue sole) is the source of this 4469-nucleotide messenger RNA. RefSeq lists its product as uncharacterized. NCBI's taxonomy places the organism in Eukaryota, Metazoa, Chordata, Actinopteri, Pleuronectiformes, Cynoglossidae. The transcript is spliced from 2 exons. The record is from RefSeq and is a predicted model, not a curated record. Gene Ontology annotation, biological process: proteolysis. The coding region runs from base 1470 to 4469 and encodes 999 amino acids. Gene Ontology annotation, molecular function: aspartic-type endopeptidase activity.